AUGGCUUGCAUCCACUGUCAGAGACGCAAGAGGGACUGCGAUGAGAGAAGACCCCGAUGCAACUUCUGCAGGGCCUCUCGCCUGCGAUGCAGAUAUGAGCAACGUCCUGCCCUGCUCCGGGCCCGGCGUGAGCAGAGAAGGGUAGAGCCAGAAGAAACUCCAAGUCCGACAGAGAGGUCCGAAACUGUUUCUCUCUCUGAGAGGAGUACUGAGAGCCCCAUCAGCCCCAUCAGUCCUCCCUCUAUGCAACAAUACAUCCAUACAUUGGACCCUUUCAAGAGUUACCUACGGCAGGAGAGCCUUUUUGCGAAGUUCCUCGCCUCGUGGGAUGACGAAUUCCCGCACCUCAAAGAAAUGGAAGAUGUCGAACAAACUGCCAUUCAUUUCAAUUUCGAUGAGCCGGGAAUCCAACUUCCACCUCCGUAUAACCCGAUGGGUAGGAAGCCCACAGAGUCCGAGAUUCAACAGGGAAUUGUCUCUGUCACUUGGCCUAGCGAGUUGACCCCAUCGCCGUUUCAACCGCCCAGUCUGCAGGGCCUCCCUAUUCGUCUCCUUACCCAGUAUUACGGACGGGUCUUGGACGGACAGCUCACGUACAAGCGGCCGGAUUGGACUUAUUAUACUUUCUUCUUCCAUCGCUUCAACGCGCAUUAUCGCUGCCUGUUGUCUGCUAUCCAAUCGUGGGCAUCUGCGAGCCUUCAUGCUGCUGGGAAGAAGGAGUCUCUGGAGGAUGCACUGCAGAGCUACUAUGACAGUAUGUCGAUGAUGAUCAAGGGUUACGGUAUAACGGCGAACUCGCCGAGUACUAUUGAGCACAGGAUGGAAAGGACGGCCAAUUUCUUGACCUGCACCACUGCAGAGGAAAGAGAUGCCAUGUUCGUGACAUACUUCUUUCUUGCGCUCUUCGACCUGAUGGCGGCGCGACCACGUCAGUUUCGUGGUAUACUGUCGUUCAUUGCCUCAUUCCUGAAGAACCCGAAUUUCAGAUCGCAGAUGACCGGCGUGCAAGCGCGUGUCGCCUACUGGUUCUGCAUCCUUGACAGCAAAGCAUGUGCCUUCCAGCGAGGUGCCGGCGCCGUCCUCAAGGCCUUGGGCGAUGAACAGUAUCAAGUAUCUGCCUUGCAUUCAUCGCACACUGUCCUUCAACAAGCCUUCCGCACCACCCGCACAGAGAGAGAGCAAUCAAUCGAGCACACCAAACUACUUCUCCAAGACCUCAUGCUCCGUUUGACAAUCCUGCUCCACCAAAUCACCGAAGCCAAGCAUCGGCUCCCCAAUCCCGAGCUCGUCCAAUCCAUCCGCGAGAGACUCAACCUCCACAAACAAACCAUUGACAUGAAAUUCUCGGCUGUCGACUACGAAGACGCUCAAUGCCGAGCAAUGUUCUUGGUUACUUCGGCCCUGUACCACGGUCUCGAGAUCUCGCUUUCGCGAUCCCUUCGACCGAAUGAUGCGAGACACGCUGCCAGCCAGCACGCGAUCAGCAUCAUUCAGAUCUCGCAGAAGCUCGAGACUUUGCAGCCCGAGGGGCUGGUUUUGAGAUCGCCGUCGAUGAAGAUCUGGCCUCUUCCGCUGGUUAUGGCGGUGAUUGAGGUUGAGGGUGCCGUUCAUCGCGAAUGCGCCAUCAAGCUCCUCGCCUCGUUCGUGCCCAUCGCUAGUGAGCAUCAUACCUGGGCGAAGAAGUUCGCCGAGACGGUUUGCGAACGCGAGGACAAGGCAGAGAGUCGACUUGACUGGGAACCUAUCAUGAAGGAUGUGAACGAUGGUUUGGUUGUUUAG
Messenger RNA from Aspergillus melleus, 1779 nucleotides. Its product is annotated as Zn(II)2Cys6 transcription factor. NCBI's taxonomy places the organism in Eukaryota, Fungi, Ascomycota, Eurotiomycetes, Eurotiales, Aspergillaceae. Gene Ontology annotation, molecular function: zinc ion binding; DNA-binding transcription factor activity, RNA polymerase II-specific; transcription cis-regulatory region binding. The record is from RefSeq and is a predicted model, not a curated record. Gene Ontology annotation, cellular component: nucleus. Bases 1 to 1779 code for a protein of 592 amino acids. The transcript has 3 exons. Gene Ontology annotation, biological process: positive regulation of transcription by RNA polymerase II.